GGUAAAGUGAAGGAUUCUGGGCUCGUGCUAAUCUGGUGCUAAUGGCCUCAGCAAAGUAAACCAGCACUCCGAAGAUGGCAGGGGUGUUUGAGGUGGAGGUGGACGGUGUGGAGCACGACCAUGGACUGGAGCACCACGGCGAUCCGAACCCGAUCGAUGUGUCAAAGCUCUCGCCUGAAGAAAAGUGGAGGGUGGAUCAUGCAAAAAUGCAUGCCAAGCACAAAGGCCAUGAAGCCAUGCAUGCAGAGAUGGUCCUCAUCCUCAUCGUCACUCUGGUCGUCGCCCAGCUCGUCCUUGUGCAGUGGAAACAGAGACAUCCAAAGUCAUACAAUCUGGUGACGCUGUUUCAGAUGUGGGUGGUGCCCCUCUACUUUACAACCAAACUCCACUGGUGGCGCUUCCUCACCACGUGGUUCAUCUUCUCCGUCAUCACAGCCUACGUCUCCUACCGUGCCACUCGCAAGCCCCUGGCCUGCACAACACCGCGGUUGGUGUACAAGUGGUUCCUCCUCCUGUACAAAAUCAGCUACGCCAUAGGGAUAGUUGGUUACAGUGUCAUCAUGUUUACACUUUUUGGUAUUAACCUAAUAUUCAGGAUAAAACCAGAGGAUGCCAUGGACUUUGGAGUCUCUCUGCUGUUCUACGGCCUUUACUACGGGGUCCUGGGACGAGACUUUGCAGAAAUGUGCGCCGACUUCAUGGCUUCAACUGUUGGGUACUACAGUGCUUCUGGCAUGCCCACCAAACACCUCUCUGAUAAUAUCUGCGCGGUGUGUGGGCAGCCCAUCCUGGUCGACGUCAGCGAGGAGGGAAUAAUCGAGAACACGUACAGAUUGUCCUGUAACCAUGUGUUCCACGAGUUCUGUAUAAGAGGAUGGUGCAUCGUUGGGAAGAAGCAGAUGUGUCCGUACUGUAAGGAGAAGGUGGAUCUGAAGAGGAUGUUCAGCAACCCGUGGGAGCGGCCACACGUCAUGUAUGGACAACUGUUGGACUGGCUGCGGUACCUGGUGGCCUGGCAGCCUGUAAUCAUUGGAUUUGUUCAAGGUAUCAACUACGUCCUGGGUCUGGAGUGACCCGGGACAGACCUGAGACAGACAUGGACUUUACACCACCCAGGUAGAAGACGUGCUGUGGCUCAGACGGACUUACGGCUGGACCUUCAACUAAAAACCACGAUAAAAAUCUCUAUGCUUUUUUUGUAUAUAUUUAGAGAGGAUCUGUAAUUCAGGACUGUUUUUAUUUGAUUUAGUACAAAAUUUGGACAUCCGUGGUUUGACGCAGCAUCGCACCUUUAAAAAAAAAAAAGGGUUUGUGCAGAAACAGUUGCAGUGGGUUCUUAAAACGAUGAGAUGAUAUUUUUUGGUUGAUAUUUAAUGUCUUAAGUGAGCAGUUAAAGGAUCAUUCUGGAGUUGUUUUUUUUUUUAAAUUUCAUAUUAAUAUUGAACCUGGGCAUUCUAAAUAGGAUAAAGUUUUUACUUUUAGUCUUCUGUGUCACUUUUUAAAAAUCAGAUUUAUUCCCAUUACUAGAAGUCAUGGCAGAGGUGAGAUAUUUUGGCAGAUUUAAAGGAACUUUUUUUUUUUUUUUUUUUAAACCUUCAUCACUCUCUUACAAACCAAAAGUUUGUUGUGAUUUUCCAGAUAAAGACAGUUAUCUAUGAGGGACAUCAGACAGAAUGAUCCUUUAACCCAGGGGGAGGGGGUGUGACAGGGUGUGGGGGGGUCUGAUGGUUCCAGUCUUAUUUUAUCAGGAUCUGAUUAUCUUGAGAUCUCAAAGCGACUGGACAACAUGCACAGAGGACGGUUGUACUGUUUUAUUGGUUAAAUGUUUUGGAUCGAGAGCCGUUAAUAAAUGUCUAAACAUGG
Molecule: messenger RNA, 1863 nt
Organism: Cynoglossus semilaevis (tongue sole)
Lineage: Eukaryota; Metazoa; Chordata; Actinopteri; Pleuronectiformes; Cynoglossidae
Gene: rnf121
Product: ring finger protein 121
Exons: 9
Coding region: 75-1073 (332 amino acids)
Biological process (GO): ERAD pathway
Cellular component (GO): endoplasmic reticulum membrane; Golgi membrane
Molecular function (GO): metal ion binding; ubiquitin protein ligase activity
Source: RefSeq, a predicted model, not a curated record